This is a messenger RNA of Camellia sinensis, 918 nucleotides long. The record is from RefSeq and is a predicted model, not a curated record. Lineage: Eukaryota; Viridiplantae; Streptophyta; Magnoliopsida; Ericales; Theaceae.
UCACCAUGCUUCUGUGCUGUGCCUCUGAUCGUCGGAUAUUGGUUGAAAAGUCCUGGAUUCAGAUAUUUUGAGCCGUACUGGGUUCCAUUUGAGAUGUACCUCACAACAGGUCUUAAAUUGAACAUUUUUCAGCUUGAGAUUGUUUCUGUUUUAUAGGAAGAAGGCCCUCGACUGAGAAUGGACUUGAAGAUUUUUCCUGUAUACGUUGACAACACCUCUUCUCACAUCUUCAAUACGACCGAGGUUCAACGAAUCCGGGGCAUGUUCACAGGAUGGCAUAUUCCUGAUAGUGAAAUUUUUGGACCUUAUGAACUUCUUGAUUUCCCUCUGUGGUUCCCUUAUGUAGAUGUGAUCCCCUCUUCCACUUCAAAAUCUGGAAUUAGCAAGGGGGCACUAGCUGGCAUUGUAGUAGGAACAGUUGCAGGUGUAGUUAUAUUAUCUGCUGUUGUGUCACUUCUCAUAUGGAGAUUGCAUAUGAAUAAAUACACCGCAGUUUCAAAAAGACGUCGAUGUGAGUAUCUUAUAAUUACCAAUAUCUGAGGUGGAAGUAAAUUUAUCAUGAUUCUCCAUUGUGUUGUCCCUACUUUUUGUAGUUGACCAUAAGUAUUUCAAAAUGUUGGCAAUUUUGAUAAAUAUUCUAAUUAUUAAUUCUAUAAAAAAAUAUAAAAUACUCAGAUCUAUUAUAGUAAUCAUUGGCUGCUUUAAACCAAGGUGGCUAUUUGAUAUUUUUUCAAAGAUCUGGUUUCAAUAUAUGAAGUUUAUCAUGAUAGCUUUCGUAGAUGAACAGGAAGCUGCCAGUUUCCAAAUUUCAGCUGUUCUAUGGAUACAUGAAAGUGAUGUAUACGCAUAUUAUCCCUCUGGAAUUACCCUUCCAACUUAUCAAAAUAGCAUGUUUGAUUUUUGUUGAGAUUAAAACUU